UUCUGUUUGAUACUAAUUCAAAGUGAGAGAGUAGUAUAAUAAUAGUGUACAAUAAAACAAGAGGUUAUUCUUAUGCCAAGUGGUCCACAUUAAAUUCUUAUCUUGUAUUUAAAAAUUGCCAAUAUCCCAUGUAUUUAUCCACUUCACCCAUUUUGGGAAAUUAAAAAAUACAUAUCAAUUACCAACUCACAUUAUAUGUAGCAACCAACACACAUAAAUACAACAAAAACAAUACCUUUACUUUACUUUGGUAUCAAACCAAAAACACCACCAACAACAAGAAGAUGAUGAGAAAUGGAAAUGGAGGGUUAAGGGGUAUUCAAAGACUUGGUUUCAGUUCGCCGUCGACGACAUCGAAAUCGAAUUCACCUCGCCGGAAUAUUCAUUUUCCGAUCAAUUGUUUAUCGGAUUUUAAUGAUUAUGCUGUUUUGGGACUUUCUCCUUUUGCUUCUAAAACUGAUGUUAAGUUUGCUUACAAAAGAUUGGCUUUAAAGUAUCAUCCUGAUGUGAUCAGAGGAGAUCAUGUUGCUGAAAAGCAUAAAAUGUUCGUAAACAUCAAAUCUGCAUAUGAGAUGUAUCCAUCGUCAUCCAUGGAUCAUCAUCGCCUUGAUCAUCAUCGUUCUUGAGUCCUUGUAUUCAGAGCUCCGCUUGAUCCCAAUCUUUCUUGCAAACACAUAUUUGAAUAGUAUGUAGAGCAAGACGAGAUCUCUUUCCGCCUAGAACUCUUCUACCUGCACUAAAAGCAGACUCCGAUGCAAUCGUAGAAGUAGGAUCUGCAAGGAUAUCCUUUGCAAUUCUCGAUAAUAUGGGAAAUUUUAUGGAUUUUUCUUUCCACCAUUCUAAAAUAUUAUAGCUACUUUGGUCAAUUUCAAAGUGAUGUUUAAGAUAAUUAUCUAAUUUUAAAUAUGAAGUGGAGGGUGAGGAAGAAGAUGGUCCUACAAAACUAUCAUCUUGGCUUAUUAUGUUAGAUAUUACAGAAUUAUAAUAAGUGGGACGUGCCGAGACGCUAGCACGCCUAGACGUAUCGCGACUUGGGUUAUAUACACUAGCAUAGUAAUCAUAAAGUUCUGCUAAAAGUUUUUUACAAUUUUAAACAUAAUUAUGUACAUCACUAGGCGGACGAUCUAAUGAUUGGUAGUAAAAUCCAAUUACUUUUGUAAGGGUUUCCGUCUUAAAACAUGGGUCUAAAAUUGUCGCAAUUCCAUAAAUAAAAGGAAAAACAGUAAAAUACGUCUUUCACUUGUCCAUCAUAUCUGCAAGAAUCGGCUUUAAAUAUAUGUUAGUAUCAUCAUGCGAAUGUUUAAGAAGAUGAUAAAAAAUAAUUAUACAUUGACUUAUUACUAAGUGGACGUUUGAUUCGUAAACAUAUGAAAAAAUCUUAGUUGCGUGGACAUACGCUUCUAAUAUUUUCUGUACGCCUAUAACUAGUUCACAUGUUUCAUCACUUAUAUGGCUAUCUAUACACUCAUUUCUUCUUCUGCGUAAUCGUGUAAUUCGUGGUCGUACCCUUCUGGAUAAUUUGGUUCAAAAUUAUAAUUACUAACCGAAGGUGUUGUUGAUACUGACGGAGUUGAAGUGGCCUUUCUUUUGGAGUUAGAACCUCCCAAUGAUUUUGCCACUUUAGUAACUUUUUUAGAGGCUUUUUUCAAAAAAGAAGACAUGAUAAUAUUGAAAUAAUAAUGAAAUUAAGAAAUAAAUAAAUAAUUAAAAGACUAAUUAUGUAAUUAAGAAAUAAUUAAAAAACUAAUUAUAUAAUUAAGAGAAUAAUUGCGUAAUUAAGUAAUUAAGUAGAGAAAGUAAGUAGAGAGAGUAGAAGAGAUGAGUUGUGAAUGAAAAUGAUUGAAAGUGUGGUGUAUUUAUACGAAAAAUCCCAACGGCUAGUUUUUAGCCGGUUCCAAAGAACCGCUGAGUCGAAUGAACCGCCCGGUUCCAAGGAACAGUUGGGCCGGGUGAACCGGUUCGGUCUAGUUCCCGGUACCUUAGAAGGGUGAACCGACCAGUGGUUCUUUAAUCCGGUUCAAGCGGUUUUUUCCGGCGGUUUCACGGUUCCUCGGUUUUAGCCGGUUCGAUUCCGGGUAACCUGCUUCGUGGGCGUCACUACUCGGAACUGAACCGCUGCAGAACCGAUUGAAACCGUCCCGGAACCGGAACCGUUCGCGACAGGUUCCGAAUCGGCCCGAACCACGGAAUUGUGAAACAGUCGGAAAAAACCGCUUAAACCGGGCCAAAGAACCGCGGACUGGUUCAACCGGACCAUCGGUUCCUAGGAACCGGGAACCGGACCGGACCGGUUCACCCGGCCCAACGGUUCCUUGGAACCGAAACUUGAACCAGACUGGUUCACCCGGCCAAACUGUUCCUUGGAACCGGACCCAAAACCGGGCGGUUCACCUGGCCCAACGGUUCUUUAGAAGCGGCCAAAAACUAGCCGUUGGGAUUAAAUACACCGGACUUUCAAUCAUUUUCAUUCACAACUCAUCUCUUCUCUUACUCUCUCUACUUAAUCUCUCUAUUUAAUUACGCAAUUAUUCUCUUAAUUAUAUAUUUAGUCUUUUAAUUAUUUCUUAAUUACAUAAUUAGUCUUUUAAUUAUUCAUUUAUUUCUUAAUUCCAUUAUUAUUUCAAUAUUAUCAUGUCUUUUUUUUGAAAAAAACCUCUAAAAAAGUUACUAAAGUGGCAAAA
Amaranthus tricolor (Joseph's coat) is the source of this 2681-nucleotide messenger RNA. RefSeq names its product chaperone protein dnaJ 8, chloroplastic. NCBI's taxonomy places the organism in Eukaryota, Viridiplantae, Streptophyta, Magnoliopsida, Caryophyllales, Amaranthaceae. The record is from RefSeq and is a predicted model, not a curated record. The transcript has 3 exons. Bases 285 to 626 code for a protein of 113 amino acids.